CAUUUUUUCUUUCAAACUGCCAGAACAACGUGAACAAGACUUAUAAACACACAGAAGUGAAGAAAAACAAAAGGUGACCAUGGUGAAGAGAGUGGCCAUUAUUGGAGCUGGUAUCAGUGGCUUGGCCUCCAUCAGGAGCUGCCUGGAAGAGGGGCUGGAGCCCACCUGCUUUGAGAGGGGUGAAGACGUUGGGGGCUUGUGGAAAUUCUCGGACCAUGCAGAGGAAGGCAGGGCCAGUAUUUAUAGAUCAGUCUUCACCAACUCUUCCAAAGAGAUGACAUGUUUUCCAGACUUCCCAUUUCCUGAUGACUUUCCCAACUUUAUGCAUAACAGCAAGCUCCAGGAAUAUAUCACUGCAUUUGCCAAAGAAAAGAACCUCCUGAAAUAUAUACAGUUUAAGACGCUUGUAUCCCGUGUAAAUAAACAUCCUGAUUUUUUGAUCACUGGCCAAUGGGAUGUUACCACCGAAAAGGAUGGUCAAAAAGAAUCAGUUGUCUUUGACGCUGUAAUGAUUUGUUCUGGACACCAUGUGUAUCCCAACCUACCAAAAGAAUCCUUUCCAGGACUAAAACUUUUUAAAGGCAAAUGCUUCCACAGCUGGGACUAUAAAGAACCAGGACUAUUCAAGGGGAAGCGAGUCCUAGUGAUUGGCCUGGGGAAUUCAGGCUGUGAUAUUGCUACGGAACUCAGUCACACAGCUGAACAGGUCAUCAUCAGCUCCAGAAGUGGCUCCUGGGUGAUGAGUCGGGUCUGGUAUGAUGGCUAUCCAUGGGACAUGAUGACUAUCACACGAUUUGAAACCUUCCUCAAGAACAACUUGCCAACAGUCAUCUCUGACUGGUGGUACACAAAGCAAAUGAAUGCAAGAUUCAAGCACGAGAACUAUGGCUUGAUCCCUUUAAAAAGAGCCCUGAGGAAAGAGCCUGUGUUCAAUGAUGAGCUCCCAGCUUGCAUUCUACGUGGCACCGUGUCCAUUAAGCCAAAUGUGAGGGAGUUCACAGAGACUUCAGCCAUUUUUGAAGAUGGGACAGUGUUUGAGGCCAUUGACUAUGUCAUUUUUGCAACAGGCUAUAGUUAUGCCUAUCCUUUCCUUGAUGAAUCCAUCAUUAAGAGCAGAAACAAUGAGGUCACCUUAUUUAAAGACAUCUUCCCACCUGUACUGGAGAAGCCAACCAUGGCAGUCAUUGGCUUUGUUCAGUCUCUUGGAGCUGCCAUUCCCACAGCUGACCUGCAGGCCCGCUGGGCAGCACGAGUAAUAAAGGGAACUUGCACUUUGCCUUCUAUCAAGGACAUAAUGCAUGAUAUAGAUGAAAAAAUGGAGAAAAAGCUAAAAUGGUUUGGCAAAAGCAAUACCAUACAGACAGAUUAUGUUGUUUACAUGGAUGAACUUGCCUCCUUCAUUGGGGCAAAGCCCAACAUUCCAUGGCUGUUUCUCACAGAUCCGAAGUUGGCCUUGGAAGUUUACUUCGGUCCUUGUAGCCCAUACCAGUUUAGGCUGGUUGGUCCUGGGAAGUGGCCAGGAGCCAGAAAUGCCAUACUGACCCAGUGGGACCGGAUAUUGAAACCCAUUACAACAAGAGUUGUUGGGAGUCCUCUGAAGCCUUGCUUAUUCUGCAAUUGGUUCAGACCUGUAGUUAUUUCUGCUGUAUCAAUUGCUGUUUUGCUUGUGUUGUUCUAAUCAUCACUCUAUCUAGGAUUCUGAAAGUUACUAACACAAGUUUAAAUCAUUCCCUUUUCCUAACUGUUUAAGGUUGCAAAAUAACAUUCUGCUUUUAAGGACUUCUUACAAGAUAUGAAGUAAUUCCAAAUGAAGCAGAAGUUUUCUUGAAACCCUGUGGCCUAAAUGGAACCAAGUAAAGAAAAAUUAAAUAUAGCAUAUAAAUUUUAUUUUGUUUGAUGUUAUAAAUGCUAGUACACAAAAUAAACUGAAGAGCAAAAUUGG
Messenger RNA from Phacochoerus africanus (Common warthog), 1942 nucleotides. RefSeq names its product flavin containing dimethylaniline monoxygenase 3 (gene FMO3). The coding region runs from base 80 to 1678 and encodes 532 amino acids. The transcript has 9 exons. NCBI's taxonomy places the organism in Eukaryota, Metazoa, Chordata, Mammalia, Artiodactyla, Suidae. The record is from RefSeq and is a predicted model, not a curated record. Gene Ontology annotation, molecular function: N,N-dimethylaniline monooxygenase activity; flavin adenine dinucleotide binding; NADP binding.